Python bivittatus (Burmese python) is the source of this 743-nucleotide messenger RNA. The record is from RefSeq and is a predicted model, not a curated record. NCBI's taxonomy places the organism in Eukaryota, Metazoa, Chordata, Lepidosauria, Squamata, Pythonidae.
AUGGAAGUGCCUCUUAUUAAAGGGCGAAAUGUGCUUGAUGCAGUCCUGCCGGUGGACAGCAGGAUACGUCGUCCUGACCCUUCUGCUCCUGUGGCAGCCCAGGAGAGCCGCCCAGGCCCAGGCCGUGCCAGAGGACGGCUUCCUCCGCCCCGGGAGGAGAAGUCAGCUACUGACCUGGUGGCCAAAAUUUUGCUCCUCAACGAAUUGGUGUCCCUUGAAAACGAUGUCUUUGAGACCAAGAAGAAGAGGAGCUUCUCCGGGUUUGGCUCCCCACUUGACAGACUUUCGGUGGGCCUGAAAGCCAAGCAGAGGAAAGCUGUGGAGCUGCCAAAGAAGCGGUUUGGGAUUCCUCUAGAUCGGAUUGGCGUGAAUCGUUUGAGCGGCUCCAGAGGUUAGGAGACACGGAUUUCCUGCCUAGGCUGAAGCUGCCUCCAGAACAUACCCCCAGCCCAGAGAGAGAGCUUCAGUGGCCCCCCAGCCCCAGCCCAUUUCUUCCUGAUGACUUUGCAGUUAAGGAACCCUUUUGCUGAAAAAGUUCUGCCUCUCUGUAGCCAUCCGCGUAGCAACUCUUGCUGCUUUAGUUCACUGGAUCAGACUUAUUUUCACCUACGCUCUGUCCUACUGAUCGACAGGAACAGAAAGUGUGUGUGUGUGUGUGUGGAUGUGCACGUGUGUGGAUGUGUGUACUGUAUAAUAAUUUCAUUGCAUGCCAUUAAAAUAAAAUAAAAGGAUGAUUUCAGGAA